AUGGAAAUUAGUGAAUCGUGCCUAGAAGGGUUGUUGCAGAGAAAAAGUUAUGUGGUGGCUCGCAUAGUCGAUUACGGAGUGAACGUUAAUUACUUAUGCGAAGAUACUUGCCUGUACGGUAAACCUCGAGUAAUAAAAGGCGUACCAUUCUACCGGCAGGAAAUAAACCAGCGGACAUAUUUUUUCGACUUGCCGUUAUUUAAUAAACCGCUAUACAGUGACAAGAAAUCGUUGAACGUUUACACGAGGAAAGGGCGCAAAAAUAUCUUGAACGACUACCUUGUUUUGCCCGAAAAACAAGUUUGCCAGUGUUCGGAUAACUAUUUCCUUGAUCGCAAACUAAAUGCGCAUAUUUUCUGGAAUUGUUCGGAUUCGUGCAUACAAAAAGAUUUCUCUGUUUUGUACAGUGGGAUAGUGGAGCAUUGGACUUUGGAGUUCGGUCUUCGAUUCGUGAAUUUUAUUGAUAACGACACAAAUGUAGUCAUGCAGUUAUUAGAGCAAAAGGAGCUUUGUAACACUACAGUUUGGACAACUAAUUUAGAAAAUAUAUAUGUAUACGAAAGCGAUGCUAUUGUAGAACAACUUCAAGAAAACGCGUCGUUGUAUUUGAAUUCGUCACAUUUGAACUACACUUUCUGUGAAAGGGAAUCGAAAUACCUGAAAGAAUUGGAGAGUUUAUUGGACAACUAUAAAGGCAUAAUUAUAUUACUGGUUAUAUUACUGGUGAUUUUUCUGCUUUUAUCCAUAAUCAAAUUGUGUUGGGGAAUAUUUCUACUAAGGAAAGUCCACAAUCUAAGUGGCAACGAACUGAUAUUAAGGAGUUUCUUGCAGAACUUAACGCAUCAAAAAGAUUUUUUCCACAAUGCAAACGAAGAUAAUAAAUCGCGUUUUAUUAUUAAACCAGAAAAUCAAAAUUUGUGCGUGAGUGCUGUUAACGAGAUAUACAAUCAAGAAUGA
This is a messenger RNA of Phyllotreta striolata, 957 nucleotides long. The record is from the annotation of a GenBank genome assembly. NCBI's taxonomy places the organism in Eukaryota, Metazoa, Arthropoda, Insecta, Coleoptera, Chrysomelidae.